CCGAGUAUCCCUUCAACCCACAAUAUAUCCCCUCUGUGGCCGAUGUACGUAAUAAACCGUAUUGUAUGUGUGUGAAAAGGCAUGAAGUGAAAACGUCGGAAAUACUGGGUAAAUGUUUCGUUUACCCAUACAAAACAUAUUUCGUGAAAGUGCGGAGUGCAUGUAUUUGUGUACAUGGUUUGUGUGGAGUAUAUGAGGGUGAAGUUUUAGUGAUAUUUCCGGAGGACAGUAUCACAAAACGCCCGUCACCAUUUCAAAAUGGCUGAUAUUUGAAGGACCUCUUUGUCCCGGAUGUUGUCACUAUGAUAGAAGAGUCCUUCGUGGCGGUACAGGAGAGUGAGAGUGAAUGCAUGACAUGUUCAUCCAAUCCCAGCAUAGCAACAAUAGCAGUAGCGGGGUGGCGUUACAACAAGGUCACAAGAAACGCAAGGUGGAACAUCAACAGGUUGAAUAUUUAGGCGGUGAUAACCUCUACUCUCUGAAUGCUGGCACCGUGGUUAAUAACGUGAAUCAGUCGGUGGUGCAGCGCCACACGCAUCGCACUCAGAACACUAACAAUAAUGUGCAACACAAGAGCCCUAGUGGGGGAAUGCCACAACAAUUCAUACGCGCCUCCACCAUAAAGCUCUUGGACACGUAUCAGCGCUGCGGCCAAAAAAGGAAAUCGUGCGAGCGUGAGGGUAAUGGUGAUAGUGGAGGUACAGAUACUACUACUACAGGAGCACACGCCACAGCAGCCAACACGACGUCUCACAGCAAGGCAGCCGCCGGCCCGGCGCCCCAGGGCUCCUCGAGUGCCGACGGCGACUACCAGCUCGUUCAACACGAAGUUUUGUAUUCCAUGACCACGCAGUAUGAAGUACUGGAGUUUUUGGGCAGGGGAACCUUUGGUCAGAUAUAUGGUGUUGAUGUCAUUAUUUCACUGAAGAGAUUGGGAAACAUUGUUCCAAUCCAAGAGAUGGACUUAGUGUUGUUCCUUUAUUCAGGCGUUGUAAAGUGCUGGAAGAAAGGCACAAAUGAGAUCGUCGCAAUCAAGAUCCUCAAGAACCAUCCCUCUUAUGCUCGACAAGGACAGAUUGAAGUUAGCAUCCUGUCACGUCUUAGCCAGGAAAAUGCCGAUGAAUUCAAUUUUGUCCGAGCGUACGAGUGCUUCCAGCAUAAGAACCACACCUGUUUGGUGUUUGAGAUGCUGGAACAGAACUUGUACGACUUUCUCAAACAGAACAAGUUUAGUCCACUGCCACUCAAAUACAUUAGGCCAAUUCUUCAGCAGGUCUUGACUGCGCUUCUGAAACUUAAGCAACUGGGCUUGAUCCAUGCUGACCUGAAACCAGAGAACAUCAUGUUGGUUGAUCCAGUGAGGCAACCGUACCGAGUCAAAGUAAUUGACUUCGGCAGUGCGUCCCACGUCAGUAAAGCUGUCUGCAACACUUACCUGCAGAGUCGCUACUACAGAGCUCCUGAGAUUAUUCUUGGUCUCCCCUUUUGUGAAGCUAUUGACAUGUGGUCCUUGGGUUGUGUAGUGGCAGAACUGUUCCUUGGCUGGCCCCUCUAUCCUGGUUCAUCGGAGUAUGACCAGAUUCGUUACAUCAGUCAGACGCAGGGUCUCCCCACGGAGCAUAUGCUUAAUAAUGCAUCAAAAACAACAAAGUUCUUCUACAGAGAUAUGGACAGCACAUACCCCUUCUGGAGAUUAAAGACUCCUGAAGAACAUGAAGCUGAAACUGGUAUCAAGUCCAAGGAGGCUCGGAAGUAUAUCUUCAACUGCCUGGAUGACAUUGGGCAGGUGAAUGUGCCAACAGAUCUCGAGGGAGGAGAACUGCUUGCAGAAAAGGCGGACAGGAGAGAGUUCAUUGAUCUUCUGAAAAGAAUGCUCACCAUGGACCAGGUAGAAAGACGUAUCACACCCGGUGAAGCGUUGAAUCAUGCCUUUGUGACUUUGGCUCACCUGGUGGAUUAUGCACACUGCAACAAUGUGAAGGCAAGCGUUCAAAUGAUGGAGGUCUGUCGUCGGAAUGGUUACAACAACUCGGGUUCCAGUUCACAUCACCAGGCGGCACAGCAAGCGCCACCCCUUGUUGCCAACUUUGUCCCUAGUUCUAAUGGAAAUGUGACCCUAACAUUCAACAAUCAGCUCACGAAUCAGGUACAACGCCUGGUCAGAGAGAGAGCCACAACCUAUGACAACCUGUAUCAGCUUUACAAUGGUCGAUCUGUGGCCCGUCAGUAUACAGGAGCUGCUCGGGCGGACCCGUUCCACCAGCAUCAGCUGGUUUCUUCUAUCCUCUGCCCACCAGGCUAUCAAGGAAUGGGUUCGCCUGCGAAACAUGUUACAGUAGUAGCACAACAACCACCACCCCAGCUGCAGAUUCAGCCUCCAAUCAUAUCGCAGCAGGUUGCUGCGCAGCAACAGUAUGUACCUGUGUCAAUGGUCGAGCAGAGUGGUCGGCAGAUGUUGCUCACCAAUGCAGUGCAGACGACGUGGCCAGGCAACAGACAGAUGGUCGUGCCAUCCUGGCAGCAGAUCCCACCGCAGCAUGCCGCCAUCCAGCAGCCUCUGUUGUCAGACGCAGGAGAUUGGGGCCGGCCCCUCAUCGUUGACUCCGGUACCAUACUUCAGGAGCACCGACCCGUUUUUCCUGUAGACGUUGCUGCUGAAGUGUAUGACCCUUCACUUGUGGAUCACCACUCUAAUCACCACCCAUCAGCCGCUGUAGUAAAUGCGAGUGGGUCCUGGGCUAACAAGCGAGGAGUGUCAAAGAACUCGCACCAUCAGCACGGUCUGACAGGUCUUCCUGAGCAGCAGCAAGCCUCUCAAGCAACGCAUCACCAUCACCACCAUCACCAUCACCAUCUCACCGUCCCCAGUCACCGCUCUCAGCAGGAUGCCAAGAAGGAGCCUACACAGCUCAGUCCAGUCAAGAAGAGAGUGAAGGAAGGCACUCCCCCGUCAGAUUCAGUCAGUGGCUAUAAUACAAACAGUAGCAGUAGCAGGCGGCGAUAUUCACCGGUCUCAAGCAACAACACUCACUGGCAGCAACAGCCACAGCCCCACCACCACCACCAUCAUCAUCAUCAUCAGGGUCAGAGUUCAGUGGCUCCACAGACAGGCAAACAUCAUAGCCAUGCCAUUCAGCAGCAGCUGGAACAGCGUCCACAGACCCCGCAGCUAUCUCAGCAAGUGGUGCCUGGGCGGCAGCAGACCAUUACGAUACACGACACGCCGUCGCCCGCUGUUUCUGUCAUAACUAUAUCUGAUAGUGAAGAUGAGACUCCAGGGAAAUGCUGUAAGGAUAGGAACUGCAGUGCGUGUUACACCUCAGGCUUGGGUCUUGCCUGCCACAUCAGCUCCAACUGCUCCUCCGUGUUGACAGUUGCCUCGCAAGAUGAAGCGUAUCACAGUGCUCAGUCAACACCGUCCAGGGGGGUGCCUGCAAGACAGAGGAAGAACGUCAUAUCGUGUGUGACAGUUGCGGACAGCGAUGGAGAGGACCAUAGGAGUCCGGCUAAACCUCAACAGUUGUAUCACCACCAACAGCAGCAGCAGCAGCAGCAGCCACCCCAGCAGCAACAGCUACCACAAGUAUCUGCGUCUGUUCAUACACCAGCACACAUCGUCAGGGAGAUAAAGCAUGAGCCACAACACAGCUAUUCAAGUGGGGCGUCACAGUCGCAGAAGAAGCGCUUGCUCGCUAAAGCCCAGUCUGAAUGCAUGCUUGGCGUGGCAACGAAGCGGGAACCAGGGCUUACUGACUACCACCAUAAUGACUAUGUGCACCACUCAGCUUGCAGCAAGGAGCCAGCAUUAGUUGCUAGCAGUUCAGCCAAUGCUGUGGCAGCAGGGUACCAUUAUGUAACCACUUCUUCAGCAGGUGGUCACGUCACUGCCACUGGCCAGGAGCAGCACAUUGUAUAUACUGGUUGUAGCGGAGACAAGCGUGGAUCAUGGGCUCCCCCUGCGGCACACACAGGACGAGAAAUGCUUGCUCCUCCAUCGGCUCAUAAUAAACGAGAGUCUGUGGCUCGUGACCACUUGAUGGUACCUGUCGGCUCUCAUCGAGAGUAUCACAUCCCUCAGCAAGCAACAAGUGUGCACAAGGAAUACAUCCAGCCUCCCGCAGCGCACACGACGCGUGAGGCAGUGGCAGUGUCGACACGGGAACAUCAUUUGCUGGCGGCAGCAGCACAGGCCAAGACAUGGAGCACAGCAGCUGCAUCAGCUUCCCACCCUGUCCUGCAUCAGGGAUAUCGGCAUAGCAGCGCACACUUGUCUCCUCAGCCUCUUGCACAUGCGGCUGCUGCCAGUCGCCUCUCCCCUCAGCAUCCCCUAGCAGCGGCCGGACAACCCCUGUAUCAUCAACCGGAACUUUACCGCCGACCUGCUGUGUACGUGACCACCACACAGCCUGCCUACUUGCCAGCCAGCCACCAGGUUGCUCCUUUUACUGCGGGGGCGUUGCCCCCUCCAGCGCAUCAUGCCAGUGCAAGACCAGUACUGGCAACACACCCCUCCCACCCUCUCCCUGCACACAUGCAACCAGCAGCUGUGUUCCCAGCACAUCCCCAAGUGGCAGCAUCAUACGGAUUUGCUCCACUCAGCCCAGCCAAGUCACAUCAAUACCAGCCUAGUCUGUGGUUCACGGAAUGAGAAGGUAACAUCGCUCAAAUAGUUUGCCUGCUUAGUCAUGAUCCUGCAAAGAAAAUAGAUGUAUUUGUGAGGCUGCUGCCGUCACAUUACCGUGGAUUGGCAGUGGCAGUCAAUUUCUUCAUGACUGUCAGAAGUUCAGUUCCUGGUCAAGAGAGGAGCAGAAGAUGCACGUUUCCUUUGCGCGUUCCUCUUCCGUAUGUAUGAUGUUUGUGUAAUUGAGAUAUAAGAGAGAAGGAAUAUGCUAUGAGAUUGCCCAGACGACAAUUUUUGGCCAAGUACGACACUUUUGAGAGGAGAACAAUGUUUUGGAUGACAAGUUGAUUCUGUAAUGCGUGAACCUACUCUUUUUUUUUCUUUUCUUUGACAAGAACUCAGUUAAUAAAGAGAAAUGAGAAGAAAAUAUAAAAUAAUCAAAUUUAAUUGGAUACGUCCAUUAUUUGAGUCGCUCACUUACUAAGUGUUGUAUUUCCAUCAUUCAUUGUUUCUUCUGGAAUAUGCUUGUAAGUGUGUGUAUGCAUGUAUGUGUGUUAAGUCUGGAUUUUUGUUCUCCGUUCGUGUAUUAUAUUUAUCGUUUGUUGAUGUUGAAUUAAAUGUACUUGGCGUACAUUACACAAUUUUGCAUUUUUAAAACUGUCUGUAUCAGAUUGAAAGUAAUUUUUGUGUCAAGUAUCCAUCAGGGUGAUUAAGCUGGUUACGAUUUGGUUCUUUGUAUUUUGUUGCGUUGUGUGACUAUUUAUCAAUCAUUCCUGCCUGCAAGUUACCACUGUGAAUUAAAUAUUGGUAACGAGAAAUGUCCAUUCAAUUCAACACUGAAAACUGUACAUAUGUGUGAGACAACUGUCAGGAAGUUUAAUGAAAUUCUUUUGUGGUGAACAACUUGUACAUAGUAGCAAUGAGAUGCUAUUUGCCUUGUUUUAAAGUGUGAUGCUCGUUAGAUAUUUAUAUUUUAUCCAUUGUGACAAGUGCAUUUUAAGGAGAGCUCCACGGUAAAUACCGACCAAAUGGGAAGUGAAGUUCUCGAGGAGAGUUUUAGGAAGAUAAACUUUUACAUGUGAUGUAGUAGAAGCAUUUUUAUGAAAAAUCCCAAGUCAAUGUGCCUAUUUAAAUAUCAUCGUGUUAUUUUAAUUUGAGGUUUGUAAAUAAUGUUUCCUGCCCAUUUUCAUGUACCAAGCUACCAUUAUUAUAUCAUAAGGAAAUGAAAUAACUUUUAACUUGAUGUAAUCAUUCAUUUGUUAGAUUCAUCAUCUUAACCACUCCAUUACUUUAACUGCUUUUACCAAUCUGCACUGCCUUAUAUCAGCUGCUGGGGUCACCUGAUACGCCUGUAGGCUUUAGCCUUGACUGGCAACACAAACCCAAAAUUAUUUGAAUAAAUUAAUAAAAGCAGAUUAUACAACUUGUCUGGUAAGAGUACAAAGUAAUAUUCAAGUGCAUUUGUUAUUUCAAGUGUGACAAUGUAUACCUAGAUACCAAAUGUAAGACUGAAUAAUUUCAUCCUUUGGCA
Molecule: messenger RNA, 6152 nt
Organism: Zootermopsis nevadensis
Lineage: Eukaryota; Metazoa; Arthropoda; Insecta; Blattodea; Termopsidae
Gene: Hipk
Product: Homeodomain interacting protein kinase
Biological process (GO): peptidyl-serine phosphorylation; peptidyl-threonine phosphorylation
Cellular component (GO): cytoplasm; nucleus
Molecular function (GO): protein tyrosine kinase activity; ATP binding; protein serine/threonine kinase activity
Source: RefSeq, a predicted model, not a curated record